GCCGCCAGCUGCCUUGGUGGUUUUCUGCCAGGACUUCUGUCAUUGCUCGGCCCAGCGCUUGGUGAUCUCCGUUCUGACCGCACUGCUGGCUCUGAACCUGUUCCGCUUCUUACAGCGUCCGUUGACAUUUGUCUGCGAGGACUUGCUUGCCAAGAUCUGCACAGUCAAGAUUGGAGGAUGCGUCUUGGUCCUCCUGCAUGAAGUGAUCUGGGUUCUCCCUGCCGUCAAGAGGGUGGCUCCAUGUUCUGCGUGGUUUGCCUUGGGCAACACUUUGCUGAUGGACACCAUCGUCUUGGCCUUCUUGAAAGUUCCUCGCGAGGAGCGUUGUGGUCGACAAGCCGCUUGCCGUGUGCUCCAUGCAGCAGUCAGCCUGACCAGCGAUUUUCUGCCGUUUGCAGCGGUAUUCUUCCUUUGGCUGGCAUCUUUGGGGAUGGUCAUUGCGGCUUCGCUGGUGCCCUGCAUGGCUCUCUUGCUGCACGAGGCUGUCCGUGACUUGCGCCGCAGACGGCAGCAACACGGAACGCUCCAAAUGGCGGUGUUUGUCCUUUGCUCCGCCGUUCGAGUAAUGUCUUCCUUCUCAGCCGGCGAGCUAAAGGACAGAGACAUUCUGGCCAUUUGGAUGGAGCGUGGAUCGUUAGCGCUGUGGCUCGUCCUGGAGGCUGCUGUGUUUUUCGACGUCUCCAUCGUCCGGAGAGGGGUGUCCUGUGCCAGAGAUGGAACUUCGCAGGUUCUAUGGAGCAUCGCCUGUGUUGGUCAGGUCACCCUUGUGGCUUGCAGCCUGGUGAACCCCUCUACGACACCUCCUGGAGAAGGAUGUCGGGGUGUGAAAAUCUUCCCUAUCUUCCCUUCUCCCCGGCGACAAGGUACAUCCGAAUCCUCAACCGUUUGGCUAUGGCGGCUUCGAGAAGCCCUGGCUGGAUCCUGUCGCGGGAGCACGGCCACCACGCUCCAGGUCACCGCCCUGAUGCUUAUGCUGCUGUGCUACUGGAGCAUCCAUGCACCGGUUUUGACGGGAUGGUUCAGGCGGACCAGACAGGCGAUGGUGCAAGCGUUAACACACAUCGAUCCCAGCCAGGUUAUCUUCUUCGAUCAUCCCUGUCACAGCAAUUCAAGCAACCAGAAGUGGACACUUGGCACAUGUGCCGUGUUUGCUGCAGUGUUCGUAUCUCGUGCAUUACGCGGUCUGUCCAUCGGCUCCCCAGCUGUGGCACAGGUUCCGGCAGAAAGGCGCCUCACAUUUGCGGCAACUGAUGCUGCGAAUGCAGAGUCCAGCCGCAGAGUCAAGGCCACACCUUCUACACCGAUUAGCCACAGAGCCUGCGACGCGCUUGCCACACAGCUACAGAUGCCCGUGUGUGAACACUGUGAGCAUCUCUCCUCUCAAUUCUCAUCGUUUGCAUUCCCACCUCGCUUCGUUUGGAUGGAAGACAUCGACGAUGUGCUACAACGAUGGCAGAGCCUCAAGCCCGACGGCGCCGUCUUUCGUGCCGAGUGUCUGGACGAUGCUGUCUCCAUGGUGAGCAACAUCAUUUCGGAGUCCGGUGCAGAGAGGUGUCUGCAGCGCAAAGCACUCAUGCUGCUGCGGCCGGACAGUGAGAUCAACGUUCCGUUGAUGAUCCAGCUGCUGCAAAUUGAUGAAUCAUUUGAGUUUUCGGAGGUCAAAAAGUCCUGCACCACAUCUCAACAUCCUCCUGCCCAAUCUGCCGUGGUGUACUUUCCCUACUUCUGGCAGGCCAUGCAAGAGCUUCAGAUGCGAUUGUUCCCGCGAGAGGGAAGAGCCCCCAUUGCCAUAGAGGCCGCCAGCUUCCGGGAUGCGGUCCUAGACCUGGCAGCCACCGGCAGCCUCACCACUGCCGGCUUCGCAGAUCUCAUCGUCGUAAGCCAGAAAGAUUCGUUGGACCACCGAGCCUGGGACCGAUUGCUGGAAGCUGCCCACUUCUUGGUUGAACAGGAGAGGCCCAAGACGGCAGAACGACAGCCACAGACGUCCGCGGAGACGCUGCAGCAAAUGACGUGCUCGCACAAGCCCAUACACAUGGCUAUUCUGGCCACAAUACUCUUUACGUGGCUCUUCGAGCUGUGCGAAGACUACUGCAGAGGCAACAAAGCCGCUCUGCUCCGGUCGGUCCGUGACGUUCUUGGCUGCUCCUCCCGAGAGGCUUUCGUCCACCUAGCCGCUGCGCAUUGGGACCUGGAGGGGGCCCUCCGGCACUAUGACUUGCAAAGCAAGUUGAACACGCUGGACGCUCUUGAGGCUUGCCGGCCAGAUGCUUCGGGGUGGAAUUCGCAUGCAGCCAAGCUGAGAAAGGCCGAACGCGACUGUCCUAUCUGUGCAUGCGAUUUUUGCAUCGGUUCCGAGCCCAUCGUCACUUCCUGCUGCUUCAAAGCCAUUUGCGCGCACUGCGUUGCUGUGCUCGUGGCUGCUGGUAGCACCGACGGCAUUCUGCUUUGCCCUUUCUGCAGACAAAGCUCCGACGUCCCGACCGUCAGGAGGGGCCACCUUCCAGAGAUCUCAAGCGCGGCAGCAGCGCCGGAGGACCCGAUUGAGCAGCUUGCCGAUGCAGCUUACAGUCUGGCGUGCUCGGUGCUGACGGUUGGCGGCACGCUCUUGGAGGAGCUCAGGAAGCUGCUGCGAUAUGCCGACGACCCGCACUGGCUGUCUAGCACCGUCCAGAACGCAUCGCUGAUGAACACCGUAGACGUGCGGCUGAACGUCGUCCUGCCCUUUCCACCACGGGAGAGCAGGCUGGUGGGAUCACGCUGA
This is a messenger RNA of Symbiodinium sp. CCMP2592, 2764 nucleotides long. NCBI's taxonomy places the organism in Eukaryota, Dinophyceae, Suessiales, Symbiodiniaceae. The record is from the annotation of a GenBank genome assembly.